AAUUGAAUAGGAGUGGUUUAAAACGUUACGUCCCAUUUACCCAGGAGGAUAUACGUAUAUAAACGAACGCGCACGGAGAAUUUGCAUUAUAAACAAACACCCAGGACGAAUUAACUUGCUAAAUGAAAAUGAGGUUAACUCUUAGUGUCGGUUUUGUGGUGACAUGUCUUAUGUUGGACACAUUGGCUACACCACUCUGUACCACACCGGAUUGUGCGAACUAUCCCAGAGACCCACUUACGUUCGAACAACUUCGACGGGCAGUUAUAGGUGAGCAAAAUGUAUCAAAAGUAUAUUAUGAAGUGUUCAGCAUGGACCCUGCCGCGUUAAAACCAUCUGGAUUGCCUAUUUUGAGAAAAACAUCAAUUCGAUGGAUAAUGGAAGAAGCCGUGCCGUUUCCUGGAAGAUUUAUAAACGACUAUGCUGGAUGGAUUCCAUAUAAUCCACUUUUUCCGGAUAAUACAGGAAAAUGUGAAUUCGGCAGAAUCACAUUUGAAACCAUUGUUAGAAGAGGGAUGAGAAUGAGUUUUAAGUUCGAUUCCGUCUAUCCUAAAGUGGAAGUUCAUGUGGGAACAUCUUAUUCUUCGUUCCCAGAGGAGUACUUGAUAAAUUGGUACUGUCCAGAGACUGAACUUGUUUACGGUGGCAAAUUUGGCAUCAAAUGGUGCAAGAGUGGCGCCCGAAUGAGUAUUUAUAGCCCACAUGCAUUCACGCAACUUCCGUUUGAUAAGAUACUGGACGAUAUGUGCCGGAACCAGUCACCUUCAUUGUCAGAUCCGAGAUGGACGAUGACGUAUGAUGCACCUCAGAUGUGUGACGUAACCAGUAAUAGUGGCAGGAAGAAGAGAUCAACAGAUAUUCGACACUAUCUUUAAAAUCCUCUCUCGUUUGUAUUUAUGGACUACUUUUAUGGUUUUCUUGUAAUAUAUCAUGCUGUAUUUAGUUGUUGUUGUUUUCUUGUUUGCAAUAUCAUAUUAGUAUUAUUUGUUGGAACAUUGUUUUGUCCGUUUUGACAGCCAAGCAACAAAUAUGUGUUAUUUUAUAUUAUGUUUUUUAUCUGCAUGCUUCCAGAUGAGCUAUAAUAUGACAAGAAAAUCAAACUUGAGAUAAGUGUUUUAAGAGUUUAAGACAAGUAAUGAUUAACAUAUAUAUAUAUUAUGUGCAAUUAUCGUCUGUUUUGCAGUGUCUAUCAGUAUAAAUCAUCACUAUAUUUCUAACGUUGACUAACGCAGUAAGGGCUAUUUUUGCAUAUUUUGACCUCUGUUUUGGUAAUUUACGUGGAUCGUUAGUGCCGUCUGUAAUGUGUAAAUUACGUUUUUGUUCACUUUACAAUAUUUUACUUUAAAACUAUUUUUCAAAUUGUUUUCUGAAAAAUAGCAUGAAUAUGGAGGCAUGCAGCUUUAAUCAUUCUUGGCAAUUUACAUGUAUAUAUAUUUAAGGCUACAUAUUUAAAAAAAAAGCAAUUUGAUCUUCUGGAAAUCACAGAUAAUUACGUUCAGUAUAUUAUAGUAAGACGCCGUUUGAGUUAAACACCAUAAUUUAGACAAAAGUCAAAAUAAAGAAAUGUUUAAGCAUUAACAAUUCAUGUGAACCAGUCAUUUGGUGCGUUAGUUAUGUCUGAAAAAUGCUAAAAACAACAACAACAACAACAACAACUACAACAAUAAAGCGAAACAAACAAACGAGUAUGCAUUUUCAUAAAAAAAGGUAAAUUUUAUAAUAAGAUAUGAGGGUUGUUAAAAAAACUCUGAUCUUAAUGCGUUCUGUAUAUAUAAAAAUUCAUUUGUUGAUUUGCACGAAUGUCACUGUAUUUGUUUUAAGCUUUUCAUAGACAUCUGUUGUGUUUUUUUAAUCAAAUCUUGUGUUUCGAAGUAAAUGCACAUUUUGAAUUAUUACUGUAGGUGUUAUUACAAACACCUGGCAUUUUUCUUAUCGCCAGUACAAAACCAUCUGUAAUUAUGGAAGAUUUGUAAAAGAUGGGUGCCGCUCUUUUCAAGGUGGUUACAGAUAUACUACUUUGAGCUAAAGAGACCCAUACAAAUAAAUAACAAUGGCUUCGGAAGGACCAGUCAACAUCCACUAUUGUUGAAAGGCGGAUUGCAAUGAAAGAACUUUAUACUAUAUACUCAUGGUCCUGUGGUAAAUGUUCCGUGCCGAAAAGUUUAAUCGGGAUGAUGUCUUGAAACGGGUUAAAACAUUUUUUUUCAAGAAAAAUCAUCGCUCUGAAACGGGUUUACAAGGGUUGUAUCUCGAAGGCCUACAUGAAUAAGGCUUCUCCCCAUAAAUGAGACUGAGUGGAGAAGUUUUCCGAUGUUCCUUUUAACCUGAUCUAGGUUACUUUAAGUGAAUGCGUCAUCUGCGUAUACCAAAGGGGAACUACUCUAAAAGGCAUAGAAAAGACAACUGGAGAGAUAAGAAAAUACUUUAGCAAUUGUGUUUUCCUGUUUUUAUGAAAGAAUCAGAACUUUUCGAAUAACCCUCGUAAAUUUCAAAGACCCGUUCCUAAAAUACACAUGUAUAUUAUCUAUGCAUAUUUCAUCAUUAUCAAAAUGUCCAUUAAUUGCCCUUAUCAUUUUUUUGAAAGAGACAAGGUUGUAGAUUUUUAACCGGUGAAAUUGUUUGAAGUUUUUAUGUUGUUUUACCCACUCAAUCGAGAUCCUAACAUUUUUUAGACUGGUUGUUUUUGGCUUUAUGUGAAUCACUAUAUGUUAUUUGGUUAAAGCUUUAAUAGUUUCAUGUUAUACUAAAAAAUUUUAACUUCUUUCUUCUUUCUGAAACUGUGUGAAAUAAAAACCGUAUUUUACCCAAGA
Molecule: messenger RNA, 2810 nt
Organism: Ruditapes philippinarum (Manila clam)
Lineage: Eukaryota; Metazoa; Mollusca; Bivalvia; Venerida; Veneridae
Exons: 7
Coding region: 123-875 (250 amino acids)
Source: RefSeq, a predicted model, not a curated record